Molecule: messenger RNA, 672 nt
Organism: Ricinus communis (castor bean)
Lineage: Eukaryota; Viridiplantae; Streptophyta; Magnoliopsida; Malpighiales; Euphorbiaceae
Exons: 1
Coding region: 283-492 (69 amino acids)
Source: RefSeq, a predicted model, not a curated record
GAUUGUCACGUGCCAGUAGUAGUAGUAGUAGUAGCAGUCACUGGGAAUCACAAAUGGGACGGUGGAAUCUCAAGUAACUUCACCUUCCAAACUUCCGCCCACACUCUCCACAGCCACAAAACAAAACCAUACUCUGAUUUGUAUGUACGUAUAAAGACCCAUCUCCAUUCCCUCCCAUAUCCACCCACACUUACUUGCGUAUAUUUCUUCCCUUCUUUUCUCUCUCCCACAGCCUACAAAAUACAACGAGAAACAAAGACAAAAAGACCCGGUUGAAGAACAAUGUCGGAUUGGGGCCCAAUUUUCGUGGCAGUGAUCCUGUUUGUACUGUUAACUCCUGGUCUGCUGUUUCAGGUCCCUGGCCGCCAUCGCUGUGUCGAGUUUGGCAAUUUUCAGACUAGUGGUGCUUCCAUUAUGGUCCAUUCUCUCCUUUACUUUGCUCUUAUUUGCGUCUUCUUGCUGGCUGUUAGGAUUCAUUUAUACAUCGAUUAGUCAAAUAUAGCAGUCACCAAAGAUUGAUGUAUUAACUUUUUAAGUACACAGAAUGUUAUAAGGAUUAUCUUUUUUCUUUUUCUUUUUUAUCUUUUUCUGGGUCUGAAAGUCUGUUGUGGUACCUUAUAUUGUAGCUCGCCAUUUGCUAAGUAAUAACAGUGGAGAGAAGCUGUUUCUUCA